ACCUUUUCCGGUAACACAGCACCGCUGUGACUGAAAGGCUGGAGAGAGAGAGGGAGGAAGAGAGACAGAGAGCGGCAAGAUUGGGGAGAAACGGCCCGGGGACUGGGGGAUGAUUGCCGCAGACGUAGGGGGAAGAGAAGAAAGUCGGAUGAAUCAAUGACCUUUUGAACGCUCUUCCUGUGGAUGUCCCGGUGCAGAAACGGAACGUGAAGCUCAUUUUUGGGCGUGUUUUGAUACGAAAAACACUGUGCUUGGAAAUCAAUCGACUGGAAUCGGCUAAGGGCAAGUUUGGACAGCCGGCAGCCAAGGAGGAAGUGGGAACCCCGGGCUUGGACAGGGCCUGAUUUAUAUAGUAAGCUAGGCAACAAAAAAAAGCCACUCUGUUUUUCAAAUCAAAUGAGAGAAAGAAGAUUUUUGACCGAGAAGAAACACUUGAAAUGUUGAUUUUGAAGGAAGUCUAGUUUGAAACAACGGGAUGUCAUUUUUUCUCCUUACAUCGGAGGGCAGUGGAUCAUGAAAAUAUAUCCCCACCCAAUUCUGCGAGGGCUACCCACAUACUGCUCCCCUUGAAGUCACCCUCUCAGGUCAGAUCAUCCAGCUAAUUGUAGUCGGUUAUCAAACUGCACAAACUUGAGAGUCACCGCCUUUUGAAUAUUGACACUGUCAGCCCACCGCUGCCAUCACGUGGACUUUCAGACACACUGAUACUGUAACUUCUCAGUUGUAUUGAAAACAACUUUGACUUUGUCCCUCAUAAGAGAAGUUUUUUCCCUCCAUCAAAGUAUUUAUGCACGGCAAACAAGAUGGGCAAAGUGCUGUCAAAGAUCUUUGGCAACAAGGAGAUGAGAAUAUUGAUGCUUGGACUUGAUGCUGCUGGUAAAACUACCAUCCUGUACAAGCUGAAGCUGGGACAGUCGGUCACCACCAUCCCCACCGUUGGAUUCAACGUGGAGACGGUCACGUAUAAGAAUGUGAAGUUCAACGUGUGGGAUGUGGGGGGGCAGGACAAGAUCAGACCACUGUGGAGACAUUACUACACAGGCACCCAGGGCCUCAUUUUCGUGGUGGACUGCGCCGACAGGGAUAGGAUCGAUGAGGCGAAGCAGGAGCUCCACCGAAUCAUCAACGACCGGGAGAUGAGGGACGCCAUCAUCCUGAUCUUCGCCAACAAACAGGACCUUCCAGACGCCAUGAAACCCCACGAGAUCCAGGAGAAGCUGGGCCUGACCCGGAUCAGAGAUAGGAAUUGGUACGUUCAGCCCUCGUGUGCGACAACAGGGGAUGGACUAUACGAGGGCCUGACCUGGCUUACCUCAAAUUACAAAUCUUAAUGUUUCUCCAUUCACCAGCCUGGACACUUUGAGGCUAAUAAAGUAGCCGAGAAUGAAAAAAAAAAUGCAAUCUGAAGCAAUUAAUACCAUGACCUCUCUGCUGAGUGUAUAUCAAAGAGAGAAGCAAUUAUAUUUUUGUUUUAUUUUCCUUUUUUUGAUAUUGACUUCAAUAUAACCCCAGAUUUCAUUUAAACAAAAGACAAUUUAUUUUUCUGGCUUUAUUUUUCUUUAUAAUCAGUACUGUUUAAAUAUACAAGACGCUUUCUUUUGAGCUCUUCUUUCGUUCUCCUCUCUUUGUAUAAUGUCUUUUUAGGGGACUCUUUGGGACACUUUUGCCUAUGCUUGACUCUCAUACAGUAUUCUCAUGACCCAGCUACAUAUCCAAAGGAUGGGAAAAGUCCAGAAACCAUUGCCUACAUCAGCAUAUCACUUUCAUGGCCCAAACUGCCUCUGUAAUUUGUAAGAAUGUGUAUUCUGGAUAUGUUUGGACCUCAAGAAAAAAAAAACAGUUUUCAUAAUUGAUUGUACUGGGAUGCUUGAGGAGAUGUGUUUGUUCUUAUUUCCUGUGCAGUGAUCACAUCCAUCAUGUCUACUGUGGCGGCCUGUUUGAAAGACACUAUGUGGACGCUGGAUAUUCACACACACUCACACUGUGAUAUGGAUAUAUAUUUUUGUUGUUUCAAGGUCUGAAUUCGUUACCACCAGUCUCAUUUCUGCCUCUUGUGUUUCACCCAGAGCUUCCAUUACUGUCGAGUAUUUGUAGUUUCAGCUGCCUUCAGGAGCGACCCGGGUUACAGGUGCCCCAAAAUCAAGACAGCGGCAGAAGGUAUUCUCAAAUGUUGAGUUUGCACUUUGGGACGGGGGGGUUGGUAACCAGUUAGCUGGCUGUUCACAUUUCAGACAACUGACUUUUGGACCCCAGCAAAUGUUAACGAUAUUCCCAACCCCCCUCCACCUCCAAUGUAGGUGCUUAGUGUCUUGAACCUUCUUUUCUUUUUACCCAUCAUCCUCUGCCUGUACACUUAAGUUCCUGCAUCUAUCUGUUAAAAUUCCAAAAGAUACUGCGCUGUUUUGAUUGUGUUCCCUUUCUCUUUUGCUAUGCUGUUGAAAUAAUAAAAAAAUAUAUCCAGAUCA
Messenger RNA from Notothenia coriiceps (black rockcod), 2465 nucleotides. Its product is annotated as ADP-ribosylation factor 6-like. Lineage: Eukaryota; Metazoa; Chordata; Actinopteri; Perciformes; Nototheniidae. The coding region runs from base 804 to 1331 and encodes 175 amino acids. The transcript is spliced from 2 exons. The record is from RefSeq and is a predicted model, not a curated record. Gene Ontology annotation, molecular function: GTPase activity; GTP binding.